Messenger RNA from Protopolystoma xenopodis, 504 nucleotides. The record is from the annotation of a GenBank genome assembly. Lineage: Eukaryota; Metazoa; Platyhelminthes; Monogenea; Polystomatidea; Polystomatidae.
GCCAAAAAUGAAACAAUCCUAAAGUCCUUCACUAAAGGCGAGUCGAUCAUCACGCCGAUUCCUUUAUCUCAAAAUUCUAGUCCGUUGGUAGCUGUCAAAUGUUCUCCGCAGGGUCAUACCAAAACUUCUACUCCUAGUCAUGUAUCCGUUAGACCAUUUGCAAACUCUGCCAAUAAAUCGGCACAAGCGGAUCGCGCCAUGAAUGCGGCUGCACAAACUGUAACGCCUCCAAGUCGACCUGUUCGAGGUGCUGAGUCUGCUGACAAAUCUGAUUCUUUUAUACACUCUCCUUCCGGUAAUGGUAGUCCUGAUCCGAGAGCAUCCGCAUCUAACUCUUUUGAGACUUCCAAGAAGCGUCGUGUCAUGGACGUUCCACAAAUCACUCUUAACGAAUUGAAUUCAAUUAUGGAACGGCUGCAGCAACAGUUUAACCAAGAAACUGACCAACAAGAAUUCCCGAUUUUCCCUAAGCCCACCAAGGCUAAACGUUCGAAGCCAAUCUAA